Molecule: messenger RNA, 762 nt
Organism: Camponotus floridanus (Florida carpenter ant)
Lineage: Eukaryota; Metazoa; Arthropoda; Insecta; Hymenoptera; Formicidae
Gene: bc10
Product: bladder cancer-associated protein
Exons: 2
Coding region: 304-546 (80 amino acids)
Source: RefSeq, a predicted model, not a curated record
GUCUUCUCUCUGGCUGAAAAUUAUGCGAAAUUAUUGGUAUAUCGCAAUUUAGUGUUGAUUGGUGUUCUUCCCUUUCCUCUUACCUCUCUUUGUACAUUGUAGUGUAGUACGACGGACAGUCAUAUGGUCGACGAGAAAAAAAAAUACAUGUUCAAAUUUAAGAAGUAAUAAUCAAUGACGACAAACUGAUUCGUAUGUGAGCGGUGAUGCUUCCAAAUGAGGUUCUGUCAUUGAUGAGAUAUUCGUCUGACGUGAAAGACGUCGUGAGUGCAGUUUCGGCCAUCCUUACACGCUCAAGAGAAGAUGUACUGCCUACAGUGGCUUAUUCCGGUGCUGCUGAUACCGAAACCUGUCAAUCCGGCGUUGCUGCAAACCCAUGUCAUGUUUAUGGCGCUCUACCUGAUCGGAUUCUUCCUGGAGCGUAAGCCUUGCACUAUUUGCAGCCUCGUAUUCCUCGCUGCUGUCUUCCUCAUUUGUUACAGCGGUAUAGGCAAUUGCCUGUUAUGGAGCACAAAUUGCGACACAGUAAGAUGCGACAAUGGCUAAGAUCGCAUUUUAUUUAUUAUAGAGAAUUAUUGCCCUAUUCCCUUUUAUCAAUUCCUUCUUUCUAAUUUCUUCCUCUGUAGCAGAAUAUCGCAAAGCAAUUCUUUAAUCCAUUAGUGCGUGUUUUAUCCGCAGUGUGAUGAUAGGUAAAUAACUUUUAAGUUUUCUAGCUUUACGAGAGAUUAUCAAAAUUUCUGUCUAUAUAUAAUAAUAUAAUGU